UUUACCCACAAAUGUCAUCGACGUCGGGAAUGUGCAAUCUUGUAUUCUAUCAUUCUUGCUUCUUCAGUUUGCUUCACAAAGUCUUUAAUUUUGCUCUCACCGAUAUGCUCAACGGCACUUCUUAGAAAUAAUCUGCAGAAACAAUCAUACAACCGCCCCAACAAAAGUUCCAAAAAGUUAAUUCGUCAGCCAGUUUCUCUCCAUCACUAGAUUUGCACGGCCGGUUAUUCUCUGACAGUGUUUUUUACACUUUUUUUUAAUGAAAUCAAAACUUAAAGGAUAAUUGAAAAAGUUGUAUGAUUUAUACUCCAAAAUAUAUUCGCUCCAAUUUGCCCGCCGGUUUCGAAGAACUGUACACGAAAUGGGUUCAAUAAUAAAAGUUCUACUUGUACUCCUCGUGGUCGUCCUGGCCGUCUUUGUACAUCGGCUUCAUUUAUUGUCAAGUUCAGCGCCGCUGCCUGCAUUAAGUGAUACGGAGUAUUGGGGUCCCGGCAGUGCUGCUAAUUACAAGGAGAAUACCGACAUAAAAA
Messenger RNA from Rhagoletis pomonella (apple maggot), 530 nucleotides. RefSeq names its product juvenile hormone epoxide hydrolase 1-like. The record is from RefSeq and is a predicted model, not a curated record. NCBI's taxonomy places the organism in Eukaryota, Metazoa, Arthropoda, Insecta, Diptera, Tephritidae. Gene Ontology annotation, biological process: epoxide metabolic process. Gene Ontology annotation, molecular function: epoxide hydrolase activity.